AUGACAAUGUUUAACGUUUAUUCAUCAGAUAAUGAUUUAAUAAAAACACUCAAAGCGCAUCCUAUUUCACCGUCAACGACAAAGUGGGUUAUGUGCUACAAGAUUGUUAUUGAUUUUCUCAGAAAAAAUAAAAUGUAUUCAACAAUUAAAGCAAUUGACCAAGAAUUAUUCGAAUACGAUGUUACAUCUAAACAAAUAUUAGCCCACAAUCCUAAAAAGUAUAAGAAAUUGAUGCCAGAAGGUAGUUCUCAAUACUUAGAAUCUUUAUGCAAGGAAUUUGACGUUUGCAACUCUACAAAUGAUUCUAUUAAUGUUGAUUCAUUAGUCGACUCCAAACCAACAAUUUUACCAGAUCGAAAUUAUUAUCCUCUAUAUGAUCCAAAAACAGGGUAA
Molecule: messenger RNA, 393 nt
Organism: Trichomonas vaginalis G3
Lineage: Eukaryota; Parabasalia; Trichomonadida; Trichomonadidae
Exons: 1
Coding region: 1-393 (130 amino acids)
Source: RefSeq, a predicted model, not a curated record